AUGUCAAAUAAAUACUUCAGGAUCAUUAUUCAGAAUGGAACAUUCGCUAUCAAAUGUCGUGUUUGUUUACCAUGUGAAGACAAAUACAAAAAAUUAUUCCAAAUUACAAAAGAUGAAAUUUUAGACAGCUGUGGAGUUUGUAUUACAGCUUACUCAACUUUCCAAGGUUAUCAAAUGGAAGGUCGAGGUUGUUUACUUAAAUGUCCACCUAAAGAUGCUAUCAAUGAGCUUACUCCAGGACUUGUUAACAAGUAUAACUGUUGUUAUUAUGAUUUAUGCAAUAGAACAAACAAAUUAUUUGUACAGUACAAAUUAAUUAUUCUGAUUUCCUGUUUACUCAAUUCAUUAUUUAUUGUUGUGAAUAGAUUUAGUGUUUGUUAAAUGUAAAUACAUGUCAGCAUUUCACCAAGA
Messenger RNA from Schistosoma bovis, 411 nucleotides. Lineage: Eukaryota; Metazoa; Platyhelminthes; Trematoda; Strigeidida; Schistosomatidae. The record is from the annotation of a GenBank genome assembly.